This is a messenger RNA of Pelecanus crispus (Dalmatian pelican), 1413 nucleotides long. The record is from RefSeq and is a predicted model, not a curated record. NCBI's taxonomy places the organism in Eukaryota, Metazoa, Chordata, Aves, Pelecaniformes, Pelecanidae.
GGCAUCCUGAAUUUGGGCACAAGUGAGAACCAGCUCUGCCUAGUACAGGAGAGACUCACAAGACCUGAAAUGAAUUACCUGGUGCCUGCUCUUUUCCAGUAUUCUGAUAUGCAAUGUGCUUAAAGAUAGAACUUCAGAGAAGAAAUUGCCAAAUCUGACUAUGCCAGAGCUACAAAAGCACUGAAUCCAGAACAUAUAAGUGUUACGAAUGGCUGUUGUGCUGCUUUUGCUACUCUAUCAACUGUAUUAUGUAACUCUGGUGAUGGGUAUCUUAUUCCAGCUCCAUACUGUGGUGGUAUAAAUUUGAAAACAUGGCUAUAUGGUGGAAUACAGCCUGAUCAUGUGCCCUUGUUCAGUGAGGUGACUGAUGAAGAAAGUCACCCUUUCCACUUAACACCUGAAAGAUUAGAAGAUGCAUUACAGACACCCAUUAAUGUUCAAACAAAGACACAUGGCAGGGAAAGCAAGUAUCAGGGCUUCCUCAUCAUUGAACUCUAUUUCCUGGAAUUUCUUGGGAGUUGGUCUUUGCAAAUAAUUUCCUUUGGAGGAGGCUCGGGUGGAGGCAUCCGAGUCAGAGCGUUAAUCCUGAUCAACCCUCGCAAUCCAUUAGGGGACACUUACCCAGCACAGUUACUGAAAGAAUGUCUAGAGUUUGUGCGGCAAAUAAAAUAUGAAUUGCAUGUAAUAAUGGAUGAAAUAUACAUGCUGUCUGUUUGUGAUGAUACCACCUUCACCAGCGUUCUUAGCUUAAAUUGUUUACCAGAUCCAGAACAGACACAUUUUAUGUGGAGUUUUAGCAAGUACAAUAGUACAAUAGUAGUAUUGUACACCAGAAAUCAUGAAAUUCAGAAAGCUGUGAAUCAACUGGCUGUCUUCCAUAGCUGUCCUGGACCUCUUCAGCAUGUUCUCAGUCAGUUCCUUAGGGACAGAGAUUGGUUAGAUAAUGUGGUUUUUCCCACCAACAAAAAGGUACUUAAAGAAGCACAGCUUAUUCUUGUGGAUGGGCUUGCAGAUGUUGGAAUACGUUCAGGAGGACUCUAGGUGUGGGUAGACUUCAGAAAACUCUUAAGAUCACAGACAUUUGAAGCUGAACUUGAAUUAUGGCAGAAGCUUUUUGAUAAAAAAUUCCUGAUUAGCCCUAGAAAAGCUUUUUAUUGUUAUGAACCUGGAUGGUUUAGACUGUUUUUCUCCGAUUCUGUAGAUAAGAUUUGUUUGUGUAUUCAGAGACUUGAGCAAAUAUUACACAGGUACACUGCUAACCCAGUCACAAACAACACGUCUUCCACUGCAGAUGCUUUGUGCAAUACAGAAAAAGAUUCUUCAGGCAAACCUGCAAACACACCAGGAGAAGAUGUCUUCCAGCUAAAAAAUAUACUUAUUAAAAUCAUAUAUGCAUUUAAUGACUUGAUAUAA